Lepidothrix coronata (blue-crowned manakin) is the source of this 1350-nucleotide messenger RNA. It is a transcript of the gene INSM2, whose product is annotated as INSM transcriptional repressor 2. Gene Ontology annotation, cellular component: nucleus; transcription repressor complex. The record is from RefSeq and is a predicted model, not a curated record. Gene Ontology annotation, biological process: regulation of cell cycle process; neuron differentiation; negative regulation of transcription by RNA polymerase II. Lineage: Eukaryota; Metazoa; Chordata; Aves; Passeriformes; Pipridae. The coding region runs from base 1 to 1350 and encodes 449 amino acids. Gene Ontology annotation, molecular function: DNA-binding transcription repressor activity, RNA polymerase II-specific; RNA polymerase II cis-regulatory region sequence-specific DNA binding. The transcript is spliced from 2 exons.
AUGCCGCGCGGCUUCCUCGUCAAGCGCAGCCGGCGCCCCGGUGGCUCCUACCGGGCUCGCCCGCGGGAGCAGGACCCAGACCGGGACCCGCCGCCCGCCCCUCCGCCGCCGCCGCCCCCGCCGCCCUCCGAGGAGGGCGCCGCCGCCGCUUGCCCCGCGACGUGGCCCCCCGGCGGCGGCUGCAGCGGCCCCGGGGUCACCCCGCCGGAGGGUCCGGCCGCUUGGGGGGCGACGGGGCCGUGCAGCGUGGCGGGGCCGCGGGCGGCUCUUUUCGAGCGGUGCCUCAGCUCCCCCGCCUCCGCCGAGUCCUUCCCCCUGGCCGCCUCCUUUCCGCCCGCCGAGAAGCUGCUGCUGCAGCCGCGCACACCCCUGCCCGCCCCGCCGCCGCCGCCGGUGCCCGCGCUGAAGCGGCCGUCGCGGGCCAAGACGCCUGCCAAGAAGGGCAAGGCCACGCGGAAGCUGAGCUUCGCCGACGAGGUGACCACCUCGCCCGUGCUGGGGCUGCGCAUCAAGGAGGAGGGGCCCGAGGGCCGGCCGGGACCGCCGGCGGGGCGCACGCCGCUGGGCGAGUUCAUCUGCCAGCUGUGCAAGGAGCAGUACGCGGACCCGCUGGCGCUGGCCCAGCACCGCUGCUCCCGCAUCGUGCGAGUCGAGUACCGCUGCCCCGAGUGCCACAAGAUCUUCAGUUGCCCCGCCAACCUGGCAUCUCACCGCCGCUGGCACAAGCCGCGUCCCGGCCCCAGCGCCGACGGCGCCGCCGCCGCCCCGCCGGGCAAGGAGAACAGCCCUGAGCGGCGACUCCGCGGCCCCGCCGCGCCCCCUCCACAGCCCCCGCCGCCGACCCGUCAGCACCGCGGCGGCGCGGACAGCGCCGGUGGCGCCCCGGCCGCCCCCGGCCCCGGCCUCGGCCCCGCUCACGGCGGCGCUCCCGGCCCCGGCGGGGAGGCGUUCGCUUGUCCCUGCUGCCAGAAGCGCUUCCGGCGGCAGGCUUACCUCCGCAAGCACCUGGGCACCCACGGGGCAGCGCGGCCGGCCGCCUUCGGCCCGCCGGAGCGCGGGCCCCUCGCCUUCGCCUGCCACCUCUGCGGCGCCCGGUUCCCCUCGGCGGAUAUCAGGGACAAGCAUCGGCUGUGGCACGCCGUGCGGGAGGAGCUGCUGCUGCCGCCGCCGCCGCCCGCCGGCGUUCCCGAGGGCGGCGCGGCGGGCGGCGAGCGGCAAGGCUUCCCCUGCAAGCACUGCCCCGCCACCUUCUUCAGCGCACCCGGGCUGGCGCGGCACGCCAGCAAGUGCCACCCGCCGGAGAGCAGGCAGGUCCUGCUGCUCCAGGUGCCCGUCCGGCCGGGCUGCUAG